Molecule: messenger RNA, 1843 nt
Organism: Colletes gigas
Lineage: Eukaryota; Metazoa; Arthropoda; Insecta; Hymenoptera; Colletidae
Product: cyclic nucleotide-binding domain-containing protein 2-like
Exons: 11
Coding region: 165-1790 (541 amino acids)
Source: RefSeq, a predicted model, not a curated record
GCUUUAUCGAUAAAACAAUGUCCAGAUUCUGGGAAAAUGCUAACUCGAAACGUUUCUAGCCAAUAGAUAUCACAAGUUAAUUUUUUACCAUGAAAUCGUGAAGUAACUUCAUACGCGUUUAAUUAACAUUAACACAUUUACAACUUACGAUCAAUUAAACGAAAAUGGAGAAAUACGGUAGAAGAAUGUCGCUACGAGAGUCGUUCAUGCACAUAUUAUCGAGGAAAUCGUUACUUCACGUUAAACGUACCAGACUGAAAGGAAUCUACCUUUUCCGAGCUGCGGUCAGACUCGUUUUGGAAUACAUCGAAUGGCUAACGGAAGAGCCAGCGAUCGACGAAAUCGUCGACGACGUUGCGAUUAACAUUCGAUUGGCGCAAGAGAAGAAAGUCGAGAAAAAGAAACUUACUUUAGAGGAUCGUUCCGUGCUGUUGAUGGAACCAGACUGCAGAACAUCGACGGAGAAAACACACAUUUUCGAGUUGUUCAAUAAAUUUCGUGCCUUUCGAAACUAUCCGGAUCAUUUACGAAGAUCUCUAGCGGGAGCAUGCAUCUACCAAUACUUGAGACCAGAUCGUGUGAUCGUACGACAGAAUCGGGAAGCAGAUAAUUUGUAUUUUAUUAUACAAGGCGAGAUCGGUGUAUCCAGGAUAGUCGCUGAUCGCUGGACUGGCGAGCAGAAAGAAAUCGACAUGGGCAUUUUGACUGCGGGAGAUAUUUUCGGUGAAAUUGCACUGCUACACGCGAUACCAAGAACUGCGACUACGGUUUCAAAAAGUACCGUGGAUUGUCUUCUCAUUUCUCGCGAUAGUUUCGACGAUACUUUACGCGAUCACUUGACGAAAGAAUGGGAUGUACUGCAAGAUGCAUUGGUUCAUUUUAAUUACUUCAAGUCUUGGGACGCAGAAGCUAUACGAGAGUGUUGUAUUCUCAGCAGGAUGAAGGACUUUCAACCUGACGAGUACAACCAUGUUGACACUUGUGAUGGCAAAGGAAUGGUGAACUAUGUGCAUUUUCUUAUGGAUGGUGAAUGCCAUCUGAUAGAACACAUGCUUGUUCGGGAAGAAAUCUCCAAUAACAAAGUACACUAUGAAUUAUAUGAUCCUAAAGAUCCUGUUGCCAAAAUGGAAGCAAAACAACCAUCAAGAAAGGUAACUGAAAGAAAACUGAAGAAACUGGAAUCAAAGCAUGACACUACCAGAGUACAGGCAAGAGAUAUCGAUGGAAAUGAUGGCGACCAAGAGUCCAUAGACUACAGCCAUCUUUUAAUGUCGUCGAAAUCAACCAAACAACAAGUGGACUUUGAUCGUGCUAGCAUUAUUACAACCACACUGCUAGAUGUAAUAAACGAGUGGCACAAAAUCACGGACGUGGCAGAGAUGCUAAUGAAAGAACCAUCGUCUAUAUCUCAACAAUGUUAUCCGGACAACGUUCGAACGAUAUUCAUGCAAAUUUGCACGUUUAACAGAGGCGCGUGUUUUGGAUUAGGAGAAAACAUGCAGAACCGAAGAAUAACAUCUAAAACGCACGUACAGUGCUUUUUAGUUCCCCGAUACUUCUUGAACGAACAUAAUCGAGCCAAUGUUUGGGAACGCGUGAAACUCUUCAUGGACUCGAAGUAUCCCACGAAGGAACAACUGUUUAAAGAAUUCGUUAACAACCGCAGGUGGUUGAAGUAUAAGGAAAAUUUAGUUCACGGUAUAAGCACACGUGGUCGACGCAUUCGCAGUAAUGUGACGAUACACGAUGUCCCCUAUGCGAUUAGAAUCGUUAACGAUGUGGGGGUGUGAAUAGAACUCCUCGCUGAAAUGUUAAAUAAAUAAUAGAAAUCGUGUUCUACAAA